Molecule: messenger RNA, 1329 nt
Organism: Plasmodium knowlesi strain H
Lineage: Eukaryota; Apicomplexa; Aconoidasida; Haemosporida; Plasmodiidae
Product: conserved Plasmodium protein, unknown function
Exons: 3
Coding region: 1-1329 (442 amino acids)
Source: RefSeq, a predicted model, not a curated record
AUGGAGUACACACCAAAUGAAGAAAAGACCACAGACUACCUAGGCCUCAUAACAAAUCUAUUGAAUUACUUCUCACUGGGCAUCGAUGAUAAGGUAACUCCCGAGAAGAACUCAUCCGAUAUGCAAAAAGCUAGCAUGGGAAGAAACCCUCAUGCACGAAACAGUAUACAACAAGUAGUUUACAAUUUGAAGUUAAAGAGGACAUCCGAAUUGAGAAUAUCCCCUCGGUUUGGUCUGGAUACCCCCGCGAUGCAAAACAGAAAGGGAUUCGAGAAAAAACGCCAAGAAGAAGACAACGCAUCGAUAAGCGUGCUCCCCUCGAACUGCAAAGGGGGGGAAAACACAAGAGACAACUCAGCGGAAAAUUGCCUGAACAGGUCAGGUGAAAUAAGGAAAAAAAAAAAACAAAAAAAAAAAAAUGCAAAAAAUAGGGAUAAGCAGUACACUUCCAGUUUUGAUUUUUCCGGGGGGGAGUUCUUUCAGCUGAAGGAACAGAGUGAGGACGAAGGGGAGGAAGAGUCCAAGGUGGAGGAAAGUAAAGAGGAGCGGAAGAAAAAGAGGGAAAAACGGAAGGACAAGGGGAAGAAGAAAAAGAAGAAAAGCAAGAGGGAGGAAGAAGAGGAAAAGACCAUCGAAGCUGUAGACGCAGAAGAAAACGCUGAAGACCCUGAAUUGGAGCCUGGAGUAGAUGAGACAAGAGGAAACAUAGGAUGUGGCAAAACUGACGAGGGUGAUGAACCCCACAGGGAACAGGAAGCUGUUAACUACGGAGAAAACGAAACGAGAGGGGCGGAUAUGCAGGAAGAUACGAAGAAAAAAAAAAAGGUGAAAAAGGUGAAGAAGAAAAAGACGAGAGGGGUAGAGAUGAAGGUAAACGAAACGAUUUCCACUGAAAAUGAUUCCGCUGAAAAUGGUCCGGCCCCAAUAGAACCCACGAAGCAUACGAGCGAACGGACGAAUACAUACGACACAGGAAAAGGAAACCAUAAUGCUGUUCGCAAGAAGAAGAGCACCACAUUAAAUAGGAGCUUUGUUCAGCCGCCCUGUAGAAGCAACUCAGACCAGGCAAACGUCGUACACGUCGUUGACGAGGCCGAUUCACAAAGAAAUGAUUUCGUCAAGGCACAAGAUGAGCUAGGCAUAAAUUACAUUUCUGAUUGCAAGAAGAGUUAUAUAAGUAUACGGAGCAGUAAUAAGGGUAAGGAUGAUGUGAUACAAUUACCCAAGUUGAAUUUAUCAACACGGGGGAGUCGGUCUUCAUCGGGUGAAGAGAAUGAGACAACAGACGAAGGGGAUGUGCUCACUCCAUUAGAGGAUCUGCAUCAGUGA